CUCCCUGUUCUAUACUCAGGAAGAUCAUAGGAAUGUUGAAAGUUAUCUUAAACUGCCCUAUUGCCUUUGUUUAUUUCUUCACCCCUCAAGCAGAUAUGGCCGGGAGAAACCAGACUCCUGUGAUGGAAUUCACCUUGGUCGCCUUGCCUGUCAUCCGGGAGCGACAGAUCUUUCUCUCUGUCAUUCUCCUGCUGGAUUACACGCUUACCAUGAUGGGAAAUAUCAUCAUCAUUUCUUUAAUAUGGACUGACAAUCGUCUCCAAACACCAAUGUACUUCUUCCUCAGUAAUUUAUCAUUUUUGGACAUUUUGUUCACAAGUACUAUUGCCCCAAAGUUGCUAGCUUGUCUCUUAGGAGAGAAGAAAACCAUAUCCUUUGCUGGAUGCAUCACUCAAAUUUAUUUCUACUUCUUUCUGGGGACAGUGGAGUUCAUCCUCUUGGUGGUGAUGUCCUUUGACCGCUAUGUGGCCAUCUGUAACCCCCUGCGCUACACUGUCAUCAUGAACAGCAGGUUCUGUCUCCUGAUGGUUCUGGGAUGCUGGGUGGGAGCCUUCCUGUCAGUGCUCUACCCAAUGACUGUGGUGUCCACAUUGCCUUUCUGUUAUAAGGAAAUUAAUCACUUCUUCUGUGAUCUGGCCCCCCUGCUCCACGUGGCCUGCAUCGACACUCAUUUCAUAGAGAUGUUAAGCUUCAUCUUUUCCACCUUGGUCCUCCUGACCUCACUGCUGCUCACCACUGUGUCCUACACCUACAUCAUCUCUACCAUCUUGCGCAUCCCCUCAGCCCAAGGACGUCAGAAGGCCUUUUCCACCUGUGCUUCUCACAUCACUGUUGUCUCCAUCGCCUACGGGAGCAACAUCUUCAUGUAUGUGAGGCCCAGCCAGAGCCAGUCACUGGAUUUUGACAAAGUGUCAGCUGUCCUCAUCAUAAUGGUGACCCCUCUUCUGAACCCCUUCAUUUAUAGUCUGAGGAAUGAGAAAGUAAAGGAAGUUUUGAGAGAGACAAUGAGAAGGAUAGCUCUAUCACAUUCCAGGGAAACAUGACAUUAAACAUUUAUUGAGGACAUCUAAGCUGUGCUUCCUCCAUAUGGUAACUUGUUCUAUGACAAGAGUGGCACAGAAGUGUGGCAGAGG
Manis pentadactyla (Chinese pangolin) is the source of this 1133-nucleotide messenger RNA. Its product is annotated as olfactory receptor 6M1-like. The record is from RefSeq and is a predicted model, not a curated record. Gene Ontology annotation, cellular component: membrane. The transcript has a single exon. Lineage: Eukaryota; Metazoa; Chordata; Mammalia; Pholidota; Manidae. Gene Ontology annotation, biological process: G protein-coupled receptor signaling pathway. Gene Ontology annotation, molecular function: olfactory receptor activity; G protein-coupled receptor activity. Bases 33 to 1043 code for a protein of 336 amino acids.